GAGUUAAAAGAAAUCAAGAAAAGCUUAAAAAAGGAAAAAAAGAAAAAAAGAAAAAUGGCCGAUCUCUACCGUAACGCCGAUCAAACCAAGUUCUACGCCUCGAUUCGUCCUAACUACCCGCCUGAGCUCUUCGACUUCGUCGCCUCCAAAGCUCCGAGUCGGCGCCUCGCGUGGGACGCCGGCACGGGGAGCGGCCAAGCCGCUCUCUCUCUGUCCUCCCUCUUUGACUCCGUUAUCGCAACCGACUCCAGCCCUGAGCAGAUUUCCCAUGCCCCAACCCACCUCUCCAACAUCCGCUUCGUCAUCACACCGCCCUCGCUUCCCCUCGCCGAUCUCCACCGCCUCGUCGCCCCACCUGCCUCCGUCGACCUCAUAACCGUUGCCACGGCGUUGCACUGGUUCGACAUCCCGGCUUUCUUCGAACAGGCCCGCUCGGUCCUCCGCCGCCCUGGCGGAGUGUUAGCCGCGUGGUGCUACGGCUACCGUAUAUUCGUCGACGGGGGGAGGGUCGACGAGAUAUAUAGGCGGUUGGGCGAGGUAAUGUGGAGUUACAUUAGUAAGGAUAUCAGGGUGUUGGUUGAGGAAGGUUAUGAAGGGUUGGAGUUUCCUUUCGAGGAAGUGGAGGGGCUUGAGGGGGGAACGGGGCCGGUGAGGGGAUUUGUAGCGGAGAGAGCGAUGGGGGUGGAGGGAUUGAUUGCUCUCACGAAGACUUGGGCGGGGUAUCAGAAGGCGAGGGAGGCUGGGGUGGAGGUGCUUACGGAGGAGGUGGUGGAUGAGUUGAAGAUGGCUUGGGAUGAAGAUGGAGAGGAGGUAAAGAAGGUGAAAUUUCCGAUUAGUCUUCGAAUUGGAAGGAUGGGAUCGAGCUUGCCGGCAUAGUAAUUCAGCCAGAUAUUGGGGAUUCAUGGAUGGAGAAGGAGGUUUAUUUGUUGGGAUAAAGCUUGCAUUGAGGACGUUUAUUUCUCUAAUUACAUCAAUGGUCAUUUGGAGGGCUUCUUUAACUCCUCAUCCAAGCUGAGGUAAGGAUGCCCCCUCUCUCCUUAUAUCUUCUGCAUUGUGAUGGACUCUCUUUCUAUUGUUUUAGACAAUGUUGCUCUUCAUGGCUCCUUUUCUGGUUACAACCGAGGUAACCUAUAAAUUUCUCUCUUGCUUUAUGCAUAUGACUGACUUGUUUUUGGUAAGACAACUAAACCUAAUGUGCAAGCUCUUAUGAACAUCCUCUCUACUUUUGGUAAGGUUUGUAGCCUUAUUAUUAAUCCUUCAAAAAGCUCAAUUUUGUUCUAUAUGACUUCAUCUAGUUUAGAUGAAUCAUGUGCUAUGAUUAAUCUUCCUAGAGUAUUUAACUCUUUUCAAUUUCUAGGUUAAAUUUUCUAAUUUUUAAAGUUUAAUGGCCAAAGCCUCCUUGCUUGAUAAAUGGACAUGAUAAGCUCUCUCUUUGGUUAGACAACUGCAAUUGCUAAACUUCACUAUCUCUAACAUAAUUGCUUACUCAAUUAAAAGUGAUAUCUUGCCAGAAACCUGCAUAAAACAUCUUAACAAGUUUUGUGCUCAUUUUCUGUUUCAUGGCGGCAUCUCUACUAGGAAAUCGCAGCUUGUUUCUUGCUGAGAUACUUGCGAGUCUAUUCCCAUUGGGAGUCUAGGUAUUCCCUAUAUUCUUGAUCUCAAUUUUGCUUAUAAUUAUGCUCUUAUCAUGUGGGUGCUUACUUUUGGGUCUCUGCUUUUCAUAUUCUAGAAAAUUAAAUAUAUAUCCUUUUGAAAUAAUAGAAAUUGCGAUACUACUUUAUGGUGGAAAUCUCUCAAGGUCUCUUGGGAGAAAAUAGAGCUUGGUUUAUAAUUAAUAGUUUGGAAUGGCUAUAAUUUCUAUUUUAUUUGGGAUCCCUAGAUAAAUGGGAAGUCCUUGGUUGAUCUGGAAAAUUUCUCCUCUAUCCUUCAUUUGAUUAAGUAGGAUGUCUCUAUUGUUGACUUCAUGAUUAAUGAGGCUUGGAACCUGCCUUCUUUCCUUCAUCCGAACAUUAAAAGAGUUAUUUGUUUUGUCCCUAUCUUCCCUGAUGAUAAAAAAUAUAUAUUUUGUGGAUAUAAAAAGAAA
Messenger RNA from Dendrobium catenatum, 2083 nucleotides. RefSeq names its product putative methyltransferase DDB_G0268948. NCBI's taxonomy places the organism in Eukaryota, Viridiplantae, Streptophyta, Magnoliopsida, Asparagales, Orchidaceae. The transcript has 2 exons. Gene Ontology annotation, molecular function: S-adenosylmethionine-dependent methyltransferase activity. The record is from RefSeq and is a predicted model, not a curated record. Bases 55 to 876 code for a protein of 273 amino acids.